AUGAUGCCUCAGAAGCCACCAUUUAGACUUUUGGCUUUGGGCGAUCCUCAGCUCGAAGGCGAUUCCUCGAUACGAGACAUUGAUUCGGUCAAUCUGCCCAAUCUGAAGAAAUUAUUUCAAGAUUCUGGAAUUACUAGUGAUUUCUGGCUCGAUGAUCUUCCCAAGGCUUUCGAAGUUUAUCGCAAACGAUUUGAUCAUAUCGGUAAUGAUUAUUACCUGGGGCAUAUUUAUCGCGCAACACAUUGGUGGUUGGAUCCUACACAUGUUACGGUGCUCGGAGAUCUUGUCGGAAGUCAAUGGAUAGACGAUGAGGAAUUUGAGGAACGUGGACGAAGGUAUUGGAAUAGGGUGUUUAAACACGGAGAACGAAUUCCUGACGAGAUCAUGUCGCACCCAGCUUUCGAAUUUCAGGAUACAAUAAUACUUGGAGAUGACGCCGAUAUUUGGAAGAGGAGGAUUAUUAACGUAGCAGGCAAUCACGAUGUUGGGUAUGCUGGAGAUAUUUCACAAGAUCGAGUUGAUCGAUUUGAGCGUGUCUUUGGGAAAACGAAUUACGAAUUACGAUUUCAGCUUCCUGUCGACAAUAAUAUUUCGACUUCCACGGCUGAUAUUGAGGAAGCGGAGGGGAGAAAUAUUCCAGAAAUCAGGAUCAUGGUUCUUAACGACAUGAACCUCGAUACUCCCGUAUCCGACAAAAAUCUUCAAGACGAGUCCUAUCAAUUCCUUAACGAUUUAAUAAGUACGUCUCAUGAAGUCGAACGAUCUGCGCUUUUCACACUCGUCCUCACUCAUAUCCCGCUAUACAAAGACGAAGGGAUUUGUGUCGACGGUCCAUUCUUCGACUUUUUCGACGGAGAAUUCGAGAAUGGGGUCAAGGAACAGAACCAUCUUUCCCGCGAUGCCUCCAAGGGUAUGUUGGAAGGUGUGUUUGGCAUGAGCGGGAGUGCAGAAGUAGCCGGGCAAGGUUUGGGAAGACACGGUGUUGUUCUCACUGGCCAUGACCACGAAGGUUGUGAUAUUUAUCACCACAUCAACCAAAGCUCACCCGAAGAGGAACGAGAAUGGAAAUGCAACAGAUACCCAGAAGUCAAACAUCUCGUAAACCAGUCGGGUAUUCCCGGACUGCGCGAAAUCACAGUCAGGAGUGUGAUGGGAGAUUUUUCUGGAAAUGCAGGAUUGUUGAGUGUAUGGUUUGACAGAGAGAGUUGGGAAUGGAAAUUCGAAUUUGUGAAUUGCGGAUUGGGUACCCAGCAUAUUUGGUGGUUUGUGCAUAUUUUGGAUUUCAUCACAGUGAUUGUGGGCAUUGUCUAUAGUGUUUGGAGCGCAGUUAUGAAAGUUCGAUCGAUUUGGGGGUUUCAACGGAAUGGAAAGAGAGGUGGGAAGAAUGGGAAGAAGGUUACGUUUGAGAUGACACCAAAUGAUUUGGGAAGCCCAAGGGAGGAUUUGGUGAAUGUCAAUGGCAAUAUGGAGUUUAAAGGAGUUACCGAUGGGAGUUCGAGAUCAGAGAAGAAUGGAACGGGAGACUCGUUGCACAAUGCCCCAGAAAGAGCACCAAAAAGCACACUGGGGUAA
Sclerotinia borealis F-4128 is the source of this 1572-nucleotide messenger RNA. NCBI's taxonomy places the organism in Eukaryota, Fungi, Ascomycota, Leotiomycetes, Helotiales, Sclerotiniaceae. The record is from the annotation of a GenBank genome assembly.